UGUUCCUUCAACACACUUCCCCGCCUGUCCGACCACCUCCACCAGCAACUUUGGUUUCGGUAUACCAAAGACGCUGUCAAUAAUGCCGGUCCCGGUCGCAGCCAAAGUUGGCAUCGUCGUCGCAUCGGUAGCUGUGACGGCUGCCAUCGCCAUCUACGAAAUUCCAGAAGUCCGCCGCGCAACCGAAGACCUCCGUCGACGGAUCGCAGUCGCCCUCCACUCCCUCGGCGACAAUUUCGAUCCAAACAGGGAGCCACGCUUCAAUCGCCCUGAAGACGCCGAUGGAUUCUAUCAGAGUCACGAGGUCGAUGCCGACGAGGAAACGAGGAGGAGGCAGCGGGAGGAGUUGAUGUACUGGAACCUCCGCCACGAGGAGCAACAGCAAGACCAUCAAGAGGUCCGGCAACGACCUCGUGGCUCAACCUUCGACGACUUCCUCCAACCGGACCGUACAGGCGAUAGCGGCGCCUUCGUUUAUAACACCGGAGCGGACGCUUGGGACGCCGAAUCUUCCAACGUCCUCCGCCGCCGGGGCAACGUCGAGGGUGUACGGGGUCUGAACGCCGCCAUGGUGAGCGACCCCUUCAGCGACGAGCACGGCAUCGAGCUGGAUGACAGUGCCGACAUUCUCCCUCCGGCCCGCGCCGAAGCCAUGUCGGACAUCUACGGCGCCACCCCUCGCGUGCUUUCCCCUUCCGUUGCCCACGUUCAGCCCAUCCCGGUCCAGCCCCUGGCUGUCCCAGUCGCCAGCGAAGUCCUUUUCGACUUUGAGUCCCACAACGCCCCUAGUGAGUACGCCACAGCCGUGGGAGAAGACAACGACGACGCCACGGAGUCCCCACGGGCCACCACACCCACCGCCACCUCCCGCAGCACCACCAUUGGCCGUGAGCUCGCCGAGGACGAAUACAUGACCGCCGGACAGGACGACCGCACUGCCGCCGAUGCCUACGCCUCGAUCCAGGCGUGGGCCCACAACUCGUCCAACACAGGCUUCUACUCGCCCCUUCCCGAGACCCCCCAGGCGCCGCUCUCCGAUCCCGAGGUCAUCAGCCACGGGCAGCUUACGCCGACGGAUUCGGUGUCGAUGGUUGGGUCCGGUGUGGACGUUGCCAAUGAUGCCGUCUCAGUCGCCGAUGGCCGUGAUUAUGACGUCAUGAGCGAGUCGGAUGGCGCGGUACACACGCCGGGCAGCUGGUCCGAGGUGGGGAGCGUAAUCAGCGAGAGCGAGAGUGCGGCGCGGGCCUAAGCCCUCCUGCUGUCCCGGGUUGUUGUUUUCUGGGUUUGCUGGCCUACGUGCGAUACCACCAACCUUUCUGGCGUUUAUUGGUUUUGGCGUUACUGGUUACUGGGAUAUCGGGAAGGGACAGGGUAUCGAAGGGAUAGCAUAGCAUUUGGGCCAUCAGGAUAGGAGAGUUGUGCUUUCCCAAGUAGCCAGCUGCUGCCACGGACAGAGGCGCGUUAUAUCACGGCCUUGAAGGGAUCUCUGACUGCAGACAUAGGAAGGGGACCUUGUAUAGGUAUUUGCAUAGUGAGCUCAAGUCAGAAUAGAUGCCAUUUCAUAAGCUUGUGAAUUAAA
Molecule: messenger RNA, 1579 nt
Organism: Chaetomium fimeti
Lineage: Eukaryota; Fungi; Ascomycota; Sordariomycetes; Sordariales; Chaetomiaceae
Exons: 2
Coding region: 83-1249 (388 amino acids)
Source: RefSeq, a predicted model, not a curated record